Caenorhabditis sp. 36 PRJEB53466 is the source of this 1108-nucleotide messenger RNA. The record is from the annotation of a GenBank genome assembly. NCBI's taxonomy places the organism in Eukaryota, Metazoa, Nematoda, Chromadorea, Rhabditida, Rhabditidae.
AUGGCCAUGAACAACACGAGUGUGCCGUCGGUCUCGCCGCUCAGCCAAACCACGCUCAACAUUGUGAUGUUCCUCAACAGCAAGGUGCUCCUGCUGCAGAUCAUCUUCGGCUGCGGCGGCAACAUCCUCAACCUUAUCGUGCUAUUGAGCCGAGCGAUGCGCAGUCGAACCAACCUCAUUUUCGCGGCGAUGGCGUUCGCCGAUCUCUUCUUCCUGGUCCUUCACAUUCCCUCGGUGCUCUUCUUCAUCGGCACAAUCCGCGACUCGGCCUGGUAUCGAAAUGGUUUCUCGCAAGUGAUCGCCGGAAUGCUCAACUGGUCGUCGGCGGUCUCCAUCUGGUACAUGAUGUACGCGACGAUCGAGCGGGUCCAAGUGUUCCGCAGCCCGUUCCGCACCUCCAAACGCUCCGCGUCCACCCGCUUCUUCCUGACGCUCCUUGCCAUCGCCAUCUUCUGCCUUCUGCUCACCAUCAUUCACUUCUUCCAUCCGAGAACUCGCUCGGCAAACAAGUAUGCUCGCUAUGUAGUGGUAAGUUCAAAAAACUAACGGCUUCUUCCGAUUCUCCUACACUUUCAGUACAUCCACAUGAUCUUCGUGGUCAUCAUUCCGAUGCUCCUCUCCUCCACUCUCAACGCGUUGCUCGUUUGUGCGCUUCGAAAAAACUCGAUGCCGCUGCGGAUGCUCAACGAUUCGCACGUGCACAAAAGUCUCAUUGUGCAGAGGACGCGAACGGAGCGGAAGGUCACCGCGAUGGUUACCGUCAUUCUGAGCUCUUUCAUCGCUUGCAACGCGCCGGGAGCCUUCGUGUUUGUCAUGAAAGAGCGAGACGAGAAGUUUGACGAUGUGAGUCUCUCCGCCGUUGCAACAAUCUGCUCAGUGCUCCCAAUUACAGAGCCGUCGACACAUCCUGAUGCAGGCCGUGUGCAACUCGCUCGCCGUCACCGGAAAGGUCCUCAACUUCCUGCUCUUCUGCCUCUCCUCGGAGCACUUUCGUGCUUUGCUCAAGAAGCGACUGUGCUAUCUGUUCCACCUGCACCACGACUCGCGCCGCCACAACAUGAGCACGACGGCGACGAAGACGUUCAGCGUGCCGCUCAACGACUUGUGA